AUGAUAUGGUUAGGACCUGGCAAAACAUCUGUACCUCCUCCGGAGGUUCAACAGGCUAUGGCUGCUGCUAAGGAAUCUUCUUCUUCCGGUGAAGGCGUUACAUAUGAUGAUGAGGAAUGGGUACCAGAGUUCAGUGCAGGAUCAGGAGAGAAGGUACCGAUGAUAUGGUUAGGACCUGGCAAAACAUCUGUACCUCCUCCGGAGGUUCAACAGGCUAUGGCUGCUGCUAAGGAAUCUUCUUCUACCGGUGAAGGCGUUACAUAUGAUGAUGAGGAAUGGGUACCAGAGUUCAGUGCAGGAUCAGGAGAGAAGGUACCGAUGAUAUGGUUAGGACCUGGCAAAACAUCUGUACCUCCUCCGGAGGUUCAACAGGCUUUGGCUGCUGCUAAGGAAUCUUCUUCUUCCGGUGAAGGCGUUAUAUAUGAAGGCCAGGAGUGGGUACCAGAGUUCAGUGCAGGAUCAGGAGAGAAGGUACCGAUGAUAUGGUUAGGACCUGGCAAAACAUCUGUACCUCCUCCGGAGGUUCAACAGGCUAUGGCUGCUGCUGGGGAGUCCGUGUCGGCACCUGCUCAGCAAAGUGAUACUGCAAGUACUUCUAGUUCUCCGAGAAGAAGGGGAAGAAAAAGGGGAAAGCGAUCAUCGAAGAAGGGUUCUAGAUCCCCUCCCAUGCAGCAGUCAGCGUCAGCAGAAGGAGGAGCAGCGGCAGCAGAAGGAUCUGCUGCUGGGGAACCGGCUUCAUCCCUGCCGGACGCACCCCCUUUCCCCCCCUUUAUAUAUGACGGCCAGGAAUGGGUACCAGAGUUCAGUGCAGGAUCAGGACAGAAGGUACCGAUGAUAUGGUUAGGACCUGGUAAAACACCUGUACCUCCUCCGGAAGUUCAAGCUGCUUUGGCUGCUGGGGCUAGAGCUAGAAGAGGAAGAAUGGAUAAAAAGUCUGGUGGGUCGUUUCCCUCACGGCGAUCUGCUGCACUUGCUGCUGCUGUUGCGGCUGCUGCUGCUCGUCAAGCGACAUCAGCUCCGGAUCUAGGUGCCAGAGAUCUGUUUCCUCCUUGGGCGGACCAAGAACCACAGAAUCCUUUUGCUGCUCUUGAGGUCCCUUAUCAAGCAUCAGUAAAGGGUAAUGCAAAUAUAAGGGAAGGAGGUUUCCCUACUCUUCCUAUAGGAACUGUUACUCUACCUGAGACACCUCCAUCAACAACAGAUGAGGACGAAGGAGGACAAAGUCCUGGUUCUGCGAAUAUUCCCCCAUCAACGCAUGCGGAGGUUAAGCCUAAAGGUCCUUAUCAUCCACCAUUCCCUAGGAGACGCAGAGCACAGAGGGGGGACAAAAAUAAGACGGCUAGUGCAGCAGCAGCACCUGCUGGUGCACCUGCUGCUGCUGGUGCAGCUCCUGCUGCUUCUGAUGCUCCUGCUUCUUCUGCCGCUCCUUCUCCUCCUCCUCCACCUGCUCCUCCUGCUCCUGCUCCUGCUCCUGCUCCUGUUGCCCCUUCCGCUCCUGCUGUUCCUUCUCCUGCUCCAGAAUCAUCUGGUGGUGCUGCUCCGCUGCCUCCUAUUGAUACACUCACUGGCGUUCGUGUAGGACGUGCCGCGUCUGAUCCUGAUACUGGUUCCCUUGCAUCACCACCAUCAUAUGCAGCAACUAUGGGAGCUGCUUCAGCUGCUGUGUCUCGUCGUGCUGGUGGUGCUGGAGGCCGUCAUGCAGCCGAGUGGGUUGUUCCAGGAGCUGGAGGGCAACCUCGAUCUCUUGGGUUCUCCGAUCCUCCUCCCCCUUAUCCAGGAAGCUUACCUGAAUCCGAAGGUUUCUAUCCCAUAGAUCCUGCUGCUCCUGGUGCUUCUGCUCCUGCUGCUUCUGCUGCAGCACCUGUUGCAGCUCCUGUUGCAACUGUUCCUGGUGCUGCAGCUCCUGCUGCAGCAGGCGUUUCGAGUGUGUCGAGAUCUGCGACCCACAUUCCUGUUCAUCGUUCAGUCUUUCAAAAACCAACACCAUUACCAGGACCUCCUGUUGGGUUAUCUGGAAGCACAGUAAGGCCCUCCCCCCCUAAGGAUUCGAUGGCUCGUUUUCUUGCUCCUUGGAUAAAAAUAUCGCACUCUUCUUCUUCCUCCUCUUCCGCUGGUGAUGAUGAUGAUAGAAACAGUGCAACAAGUUUACCUCUUCUUUAUCCUCCUAGGGCUUCUUUGCCUGGUUAUAAACCUGCUGAACAAGUGGGAAUGUUCUUCCCACCCAAUGUGGAUAUCAGCAAAGCUCUUGGUGCUCCUGCUGCUGCUGCUGGUGCUUCUGCUUCUGCUCCUGCUUCUGAUGUACCACCCGGAGGAGGGAAACCGGCACCUUUGCCAAGACGGAAGGUCUUCCCACUGAAGAUAUCUGCUGGUGCUGGUAAAGGAGCCACAGGGGGAGCAGCAGCACCAGCAGCAGCGGCUGAUGUUGCUGCUGGUGCUGCUGCAACACGUGGAGGGGAGGAGCAAGCAUCUACGUCUUCUGGGCAGGGAACGCAAGGGAGAUCUCCACGAAAGAGAUCUAGAGACCAGGCAGGUGGACACUUUACUGGUGGUACGAUCCCCGAUCCUUUUGCUUCUGCUGUUCCUGCUCUUCCUGCUGCUAUUAAACAUCCCCAGUCUUCUUCUUCAAGAAUACCAAGAAUGGCGCCUUAUCAGGGAUCCACCACAGUACUUGCUGCUGCUCAAGGACUCUCGCAGUCUAGGGAAGGUGCCCCCCCUCUUCCUACACGUCCACCUGUUGGUCCUGCUGCACCUGCUGCACCGGCGGCACCUGCGGCACCUGCUGCACGUGCUGCACCUGCGGCUCCUGCAGCUGCCGGUGUACCCCCGGCAUCUGCGGCAUCUGCGGCCCCUGCAGCUGCUGGGGCACCUGGAGUAUCUAAGGGACCUGGGUUUUUCAUGUUACCUGCAACCGUUACGGUACCUACUGCACCUGGUGCACCUGCAGCACCAUUACCGCGUCGAGAACCGAAUUAUGCUUAUCUUACUAGAUCGACUAUGAGGAAUCUUCAUCAGCAGGCCUCUGGUAUGAUUGACAUUAGUACAGAUCCUUUAAGUGUUUGGAAAGACCGCGGAUUGACAGCACCGAUGGUUUAUGUGGAGAAGCUGAAGAGGAAACAUGACGUAGAGAAAAAUCUUAAAGAACAAGUUAAGGAUGUACUUCAUGCCAAUGCUGGUAUACAAGAGAAUUCAAUGGAGUGGACCUGGAGCGACGAUGAAGUGUUUUGGCCGGAUGAUGAUGGUGACUAUGAAUGGGAUUAA
This is a messenger RNA of Eimeria maxima, 3258 nucleotides long. RefSeq lists its product as hypothetical. Bases 1 to 3258 code for a protein of 1085 amino acids. Lineage: Eukaryota; Apicomplexa; Conoidasida; Eucoccidiorida; Eimeriidae. The record is from RefSeq and is a predicted model, not a curated record. The transcript has a single exon.